Molecule: messenger RNA, 1964 nt
Organism: Trematosphaeria pertusa
Lineage: Eukaryota; Fungi; Ascomycota; Dothideomycetes; Pleosporales; Trematosphaeriaceae
Product: GMC oxidoreductase
Exons: 2
Coding region: 246-1964 (572 amino acids)
Molecular function (GO): oxidoreductase activity, acting on CH-OH group of donors; flavin adenine dinucleotide binding
Source: RefSeq, a predicted model, not a curated record
CACCACGCACCUGGACAGCUCACAGUGUUCCUGCGUCUACGCCACGAGGCGCCACGUGAGCGUUCCCAUAGGUCUGGUCUGUCAGACAUCACGGCAGCAUGUUUAGAAACAUCCGGGAUAGGGGUCCGAGAUGCUGGGAACUCGUGUUGUUGGAGGUUCAGCUCUUUGCGCGGCUAGGUAUAAGAUGAUGAACACUUUAUGGUUGUUGCGCAUUGUGUCGCAGUCAUUUUAGUUUUUCAGUCAGGAUGGUCGCUCUUUAUGCCUUUAGGGCUCUUCUUGCUUUCGCUACAGUGUCCUCAACGGUCGCUCAGCAGCUCACCGGCACUUAUGACUAUGUGAUUGUUGGGGGAGGCCCGGCUGGAUUUGUCCUGGCGGAAAAGCUCUCGCAGAAUCCAAGCAAGCGCGUUGUCCUGCUUGAAGCUGGGCCAGAUGGGAUCAACAACUCACUGGUCAACACUCCUGCAUAUUAUCCGCUACUCACAGAGUACAAAUGGAACUACACAUCACAGCCAGAUCCGAACCUCGGAGGAAACGCCCCAGACCUCAAGCAAGGACGCGCCUUUGGCGGCGGCAGUGCCGUUAACGGAAUGGCAUACUGCCGCGGCGCCCGCUCAGUUUUCAACGAGUGGGCAACUAUCUCAGGAAACCCCGGCCUUGCGUGGAACUCUCUUCUUGAGGACUUCAAAGCGACUAGCCACUACGAGUUCCAACCGGCCGACUACGAGCAGUACGUGAAUUUGAGUGCCUCUGGCAAUGGGCCGCUGGAAGUUAGUCGCACUAGUGCCUAUACUGGCUUCGACGUCCCGUUUAUCAGCACACUGAAAGCGGGGCUCGGUGUGGAGGAAGUCGACAUGCUAGACGGGACGGGGAUCGGACUUGACUUGGGCAUUGCGGCGAUCAACGCCGGGGAGAGAACGCGAUCGUACGCUCGCAACGCGUUUGGCUCGCUCAUAGAGACGAGGAGAAACGCGCAGAUGAUCCCCAACGCUUGGGUCACAAAGGUCGGAUUCAGGGGAAAGAAGGCUACCAGUGUGUCUUAUGUCAACACGCUGAACGGGAAGAAGACCACCCUCGCGGCGAAGGAAGUCAUUGUCACAGCUGGCGCAGUGAACACGCCACAGCUGCUAAUGCUGUCAGGCGUGGGCCCAAAGAGCAAGCUGACCGAGCUCGGCAUCCCCGUCGUCGCAGACAUUCCCGCAGUGGGCACGAAUCUUUACGACCACCCCGUCGCCGUCGUGAUGCUCGAAGUCACGCCCGAAGUCAAGACCGUUUGGCAAUGGGCUUUCAACGAAACCGAGAAAGUCAUCGCAGAGCAGCAGUACGCGGCCAACCGAUCUGGUCCCCUCGGCUGGAACAACGGCUUCGUAUACGCCGCCACCCGCGUUCCUGACGCCGUCUUCGCCGGCGUAAACGCCACGCACUACACCUCGCUCCCCGCGGACCGGCCUCACAUCAUCUGGGAAUACACCACCGUGCCCUUCAAGCAAGUCACCAACACCAGCCUGGUCACCGCCUGGGUCAGUCUCGUGCAAGCCGAAGACCCAGGCUAUGUCACCAUCCCCUCAAAGGACUACAAGGACGACCCGCUCAUCUUCUCCAACUACUACGGCUCGCCCGCGGACAAGAAGGCCAUUAUCUGGGCGUACAAGAAGAUGCGCGAGAUGAUGGCAUCGGAGGAGAUGCAGUCUGUAGUUGUCCAGGAGGCGUAUCCGGGCAGCAAUGUGCCGAACACGGAUGAGGAGGUGUGGAAGGCGAUUCAGAAUGCGUCGUUUUCGUUUCAUCAUCCGCUGGGAACGGCCGCGCUGGGGAAGGUGUUGGAUAGUGAUUGGCGAGUUAAGGGGCUGCAGGGGAUUCGCGUGGUGGGUGCUGCGGCGUUUCCUGGUCCGCCUUCGUGCCAUCCGAUGGCGGAUGUGUAUGCGAUUGCGCAUAGAGCUGCGAGGGAUAUACAGGCUGCUGACCAUUAG